This is a messenger RNA of Patella vulgata (common limpet), 3721 nucleotides long. Its product is annotated as calpain-7. Lineage: Eukaryota; Metazoa; Mollusca; Gastropoda; Patellidae. The record is from RefSeq and is a predicted model, not a curated record. The transcript has 21 exons. The coding region runs from base 154 to 2652 and encodes 832 amino acids. Gene Ontology annotation, biological process: proteolysis. Gene Ontology annotation, molecular function: calcium-dependent cysteine-type endopeptidase activity.
CUUCCGGUGUAAACAUUAAUUCAUUUCGGGGAAAACCAGAAUAGAGACAGUGUAGUUUGACUCGUUGUGGGAAGUACAUUUAUAGUUAUUGACAAAUUAUUGACAAAGAAUCUACUCAAAUGAUCUUUAUAGAUCUUAGAAAGAAGAAGUACAAUGAGUGAUGAUCCAAAUUACAGUAACCAUGGUGAUGAUCCAGGUGCCCUGGUUAAUGAUGGUGUGACACUAGCAUCAUGUGCUGUGCAAUUAGAUAGAGAAGGAAAACAUGAAACAGCUCUUUUUUAUUAUAUAGAAGCUGCUCAAGCCCUGUUUUCAGCAUACCAAGCCGGUGCCCCAGUACCUAAUCUUUAUGAGAAAUCUCAGGAAUACACUGCAAGAGCUGAACAACUUAAAAAGAUAUUGGAUUCAGAAUCUAAAGAUUCUACCAAAUCAUCUCCACCUUUACACACAGAACAACAGUCUGAUGUGGAGAGAGCUAAGUUUUUAUUAGAACAAGCUCAGGAUGAAGAUGAAGCCAAUAAUAUAGAUACAGCUAUAGAACUAUAUAGUCAGGCUAUUGCAAUAUGUCUCAAAGUGACAAAAGACACAUCAGAUCAAGUAUUAGAAAGUAAAGUAACAAGAUUGGCCACACAGGCACUAGAAAGGGCAGAAAUUUUAAAGAAAACACCAAAAAUACAUAACAAAAAUAUCAAACCAGAUAAUGUCAAAAUUGUUCCACGACCUCUCGGCCUCUCCGAUGGUUCUGAGGGUAAAUUAUCUGGUUCAGUUCCUAAUCCAAAUAUUUUAAUUCCACCAAACAAUGUUGCUGGUGGAUAUACUAAAGAAGAAAUUGCUGUACUAAGGACAACAUCAUUUAUUAAUGAAAGAGAAUAUGUUCCAUUUAUGGAUGUGGAUACACGUGAUAGAUUUGCACUUCCAGUAACAUAUACAGAUAAAGAUGGAAAGCUAGCUUUAUCUCCAAAACAGAAGAAAGAUUUUGCACGUUGGGUUCGUCCUGAUGAAUUUUGUGAUGAUCCAAGAAUGAUCUAUGCAGUUUCUAGUUUGAGUAUAAAACAGACAAUUGUAUCAGAUUGUAGUUUUGUAGCAUCUUUAGCAAUAAGCGCCCAAUAUGAAAGAAGAUUUAAAAAACAGUUAAUAACAAGUAUUAUAUAUCCACAAAAUAAACAUAAAGAACCAAUAUAUAAUCCAUGUGGUAAAUAUAUGGUUAAAUUACAUAUUAAUGGUGUACCCAGAAAGGUUGUGUUAGAUGAUUAUUUACCUAUGGGAAGACACGGUGAAUUGUUAUGUUCUUUCUCAAAUAAUAAAAAUGAACUGUGGGUAUCAUUACUAGAAAAAGCCUAUAUGAAAGUUAUGGGUGGCUAUGAUUUCCCUGGUUCUAACUCAAAUAUAGAUCUGAAUGCUUUAACUGGUUGGAUACCAGAACGUGUCGCCAUUCGGCUCAACUCUCCAGAAUUUGAUAAAAACAGAGAAUUUAAACGUUUAAUAGAGCGAUUCCACAAGGGACAUUGUCUGGUAACUGUAGCAACAGGUGAAAUGUCUGAUGCUGAUGGUGAUCGGGCCGGUUUAGUUCCAACUCAUGCCUAUGCCAUGUUAGAUAUCAGAGAAGUAAUGGGAAAACAGUUAUUUAAACUAAAGAAUCCAUGGAAUCAUUUGCGGUGGAAGGGCCGAUAUAGUGAGAACGAUACCGACACAUGGACACCAGAUUUACAAAAAGCUUUAAACUUUGAUCCUAAAAGUGCUCAACUUUAUGAUAAUGGUGUAUUUUGGAUUGAUUAUGAAUCCAUCUGUAGAUUUUAUGAUGUAUUUUAUAUUAACUGGAAUCCUGAAAUAUUUUCUCACACAACAUGUUUACAUCACACAUGGUCAGCAAAAGCAGGCCCAAAGAAAGAUUCCUAUAACAUUAGUGACAAUCCACAGUAUAGAUUAGAAGUGAAAGCUACGCAACCAUCCGCUGUCUGGAUACUCUUGACAAGACAUAUUGUAGACAAGGCUGAUUUUGCUGAUAAUAAAGAGUUUAUAACUGUUUUAGUUUAUAAAACUGGUGGUAAUCAAGUAUUUUAUCCAUAUGAUCCACCUCCUUAUAAAGAUGGUGUUAAAAUCAACAGUCCUCAUUAUUUAUGUAAAUUGGUAGAGAAGGCAGGAACAACACGUUAUACACUGGUUGUAUCACAGUAUGAGAAGAGUAAUACUAUUCGAUAUACACUUCGUGUCUACGCAACAUGUGAAUUUAAACUUACAAGAUUUACAGAUCCAUAUCUGUCAAAGUUUGAAAAACAGAUAAAUGGUAAAUGGUCUGGUAGAACUGCUGGAGGUUGUUCUAAUUACAAAGAAACACAUAAAAACAACCCAAUUUAUCAACUUAAAAUAGAUAACAAUAAAUGUGAUAAUUGCAUAUUAAUAGAACUUAGAGCAUACAAACAAUAUAGUGUUGGUAUAGAAGUUACCUGUGUAUCAGAUAAUAUACCAGAUUCAUCAGGAUCUAUAAAAAAGAAGACUUCUGGAGACUUCAGGCCAGGUUAUUGUGUUUUACAGUUAAAUAAUUUACCAGGAGGUGUUUAUAAUAUCAUGCCAUGUACAUUUAGACCUCAACAAGAAGGUGACUUUUUCCUUGAUAUCAGUAGCUCUGUGCCUUAUAACAUAUCAAAAUUACAGUGAAUAAUAUGACCAAACUUAUGGUUCUUGUGUACAAUCAACAUUAAUAGAUCUACAUAUUCAUUAGGACAGAGAAAUGGUAGUUUUUGAAGUGAUUUGUAAAAGAUCUACAAAUUCUACACUAGACCUGUGUACCAUCAACAUUAAUAGGAUGACCAGAGUGAUAAAUACUUUGAUGAGUGUUAUCUAUUUUUUUUUUAGUCUGACUGUGCAUAUUAAUUGUACCUUAAAAAUAAGAAUUUUAAAGAAUUAGACUGAAGCUGUCAAGCCUUUAAAAUUCUUAUUUAAUUUUUUAUUUAAAUUUAAAAACGAAUGUUCUGAAAUCUUCUAUUUUAAAACUAUAUUGUCGUACAUUGUCAACGCUAGUCAUUCUCUGCGUCCAAAAACGAAAAAUAAAACUUGUGUCAUAUAUUAACUACUAGAAGAAUGCCCGGCUUCGCUCGGGGGUCAUAACCCUGAAACCUGGCCUAUGUUACUCCCCGGUCCGAGCUACCCCUAUACCUCAAAUUUCAGACUCGGGGCAGACCUAGUGUAGCCGCCAACCCUGAGCAGACAGACAAACAGACUGACAAACGACAGUCACAAAUAUUAGUAUUGAUUUGUGAAGUAAUUGUCAGUCACUGAAACUUUUAAAUCACUGUCUAGUUGUUUGUUUUGAAUUUUAUUUCAACUUUGCUAUCCAACUUCUUACAGCAUAUUUCUCUGUUCAAUUAUGAACAACCAGGGAAAAAUAUGAUUGCUAGAUGGUGUUAUGUAUAAAUCAAUUUGGUUGUUAUUGUAUUUCAGUGAGUAUAAUAUUGUUUUUUUAAAAAAAAACAUUUUCUCUUUUUUUUUAUUGUUCGACUGUAAUAAUCUGAAUAUCAACGGCAGAUGAAAAUGUAACCACCAAUAAAAUUUGUUUAAGGAAAAGAUCUCUUCUAGGUUUAAUUAUAUUGUGCAUAUUUUUUAAUGAUGUAAUUUGGUAUAUAUAUUUUUAUCUAAUGAUGGGCAAUACUACCGCAUAUUUGUUUUAUUUAUUUAUAUUUAUGGAUGAAUGUAAAUAUAUUUUCAAUAAUCAGAUAAAUAAAGAAUA